UGCCUGCCGGCCGCUUGCUAGCCGCAUCUGAGGCGUCAAAUGGCCAAGCAUGUGCAUGGCGCCAGCACGCGCGGCAGUGGGCGCGGGGGCUCUCUCGCCACGCUGCUUACUGGCAUGGUGCUUGGCGCAACCCUUACGCUCGUCCUCGUGCAACUGAACGCUGCCUCUAAGUUGGCAGGAUCGCGGCCAUUCAGGUUCUUUGGACCCUCGCGGCUGCACAAGGUGGUGGAGCACCAGCACUACCGCGAGCACCUGCAGGAGCUGAUGGAGGCCGCGGAGCCGCAUUUCGUGCUGUUCACCAGCGGCGUUAGUUCAGACGGCAGCCCCUGGUGCCCCGACUGCUCCAAGUCGAACCCAAUCAUCCGGGAGGUCAUCUUCGCUGCGGGCGGCUCCUUGCUCGAAGUGACAGCAGGCGACCGCAACGAGUGGGCUGACCGGAAGCACCCCAUCAGGGUGGACGCCCAGUGCCCGGUGCACUACGUGCCCACGCUCUACUACUGGACGCCGGCCGGCUGCGGCUCCUCCAUCGCCAACCCGCUCAACAGCGACGAGCAGGACGAGACCCUGCGCCUGCUGGUCGCCAAGUUUGUAGCAGAGACGGCGGCAGGGCAACGAUACGUGGACGCCGUGACCAAAGACAUCAUAGCUUCAGGCGGCAAGGCCUGCAACAGGUGCUGAGGCGUCUAGGGGCAUACACUGAGCAGGCGGCAGUGUGCGCACGCGGCUGUGAGGCUUCGGGCGCGGACCUGAGCUGGACACAGGCGCUUAGGCCCAGCCGCACAGGCGCAUCACGUGUGCCCCGGCUGGCGCUGACGGACUGGUGGUGGCCCGCCAGAGGGUAUUGCCGUAGAUCGGGUGUCGCACGGUUGAUGUCUGGGCUACUCACCAGUCUAGUUACCGAAACUUCCCUGCGCUAAGGGUGCCCUAGUGAACGGAACUCGGGUAGCCAACGGCAGCACGCAUACCGUAUUUUUAGUCACUUUGGUGCUUCAGUAAGAAUGCACGUUAUGCUUUAGGCAAGGACAACGAUGGGUGCGGUCACAGGACCCCGGGGGGGGGCGGCCUGCCUGUGGUUUGGCGAGGUUGGGGCGCAGGAGGCGGCACCGCGGCAGUAUGAGCCGAGCGCAGCCGCGCUCCUCGUGUGGGUCGACAACAGUGAGCCUGUGAUGUGAGACGUCACACUUGACAUGGAGAGUGCGGACCGGCAAGGUUGAGUGGAGACCAGGCGUGAACCCACAGAGGAGGCGUUGCUGCAUGAGUGCUCAUGCGUUUGGGCCGCUGAGCGGAACGUGUGGUUGCAACACUCGCGAUACGGAUGCGAUCACAGUGUGAUUACUGCAAGGAUUACUGGCUUUUGAUAGGCACUCCCGAACUGGGUUUAGGAUGAAUGAUUCCCUGCUUCACUGAUGCAACAUGCGACCACGUGGAUACACUCAUACACCGUAUGGAUGCGGAUGUUACAGAGGGGACAUUCGUACCGUAUGCACCCAGGGAACGUGUAUGGGGGUUCGGCUCGGGUUUUGGUUGGCAGUGGGUGCAGGCGGUGCAUUCGGUGCGAGGCGGGAAUCCUAUAAAUCCUGAUGUGCGUGGGUGCUCAUCCGCCUCCUUGCGCAGACCUUGCUGUCCCCUACUAAUCUACUUACCUCG
Messenger RNA from Chlamydomonas reinhardtii, 1647 nucleotides. RefSeq lists its product as uncharacterized. NCBI's taxonomy places the organism in Eukaryota, Viridiplantae, Chlorophyta, Chlorophyceae, Chlamydomonadales, Chlamydomonadaceae. The record is from RefSeq and is a predicted model, not a curated record. Gene Ontology annotation, molecular function: protein-disulfide reductase [NAD(P)H] activity. The transcript is spliced from 8 exons. The coding region runs from base 115 to 678 and encodes 187 amino acids. Gene Ontology annotation, cellular component: cytosol.